Exophiala aquamarina CBS 119918 is the source of this 1752-nucleotide messenger RNA. RefSeq names its product prolyl-tRNA synthetase. Gene Ontology annotation, biological process: prolyl-tRNA aminoacylation. Gene Ontology annotation, cellular component: aminoacyl-tRNA synthetase multienzyme complex; cytoplasm. NCBI's taxonomy places the organism in Eukaryota, Fungi, Ascomycota, Eurotiomycetes, Chaetothyriales, Herpotrichiellaceae. The record is from RefSeq and is a predicted model, not a curated record. The transcript has a single exon. Bases 1 to 1752 code for a protein of 583 amino acids. Gene Ontology annotation, molecular function: ATP binding; proline-tRNA ligase activity.
AUGUCUCACUCACGAAACCCCUCCAAGACCGAAUUGCCCUCAAGGGAGAAGGAAGAGACCCCCGAGUCUUCUUCCGCACCUGCAAAGAAAGACAAGAAGGACAAAAAGACCAAGCCAGAGAAGCCAGUGGGAAAACCAGAGGCGAAGAUGCCACAAAACAAGGCGGGUGGCAAGAAGAAGAAGAUGGAUGGCGCAGCCUUGAUUGGCAUCGAUGUGUCUAAGGACGUGGAUUUCUCAGAAUGGUACCAACAGGUCUUGCUAAAGGGUGACAUGUUGGACUACUACGAUAUCUCCGGUUGCUACAUCCUCAAGCCCGCCUCACAGUUCGUCUGGGAUGAAGUCCGUGCCUGGUUCGACUUGAGAAUCAAGAGACUGGGAGUCAAAAACUGCUCUUUCCCGCUCUUCGUGUCGGAAGAUGUGUUGAAUCGAGAGAAAGCUCAUAUUGAAGGCUUCGCGGCUGAAGUGGCAUGGGUCACUCAUGGAGGGAGCACCAAGUUGGAGAAGAAGAUUGCGAUUCGCCCUACAUCCGAAACAGUCAUGUAUCCAUACUAUGCGAAGUGGAUUCAGAGUUACCGCGAUUUGCCUCUCAAGCUCAACCAGUGGAAUUCAGUUGUGCGAUGGGAAUUCAAGCAUCCUCAACCAUUUUUGCGUACCAGAGAGUUCCAUUGGCAAGAGGGCCAUACUGCACAUAUGACAGAGGGAGAAGCUGGCAAGGAAGUCUUGGAAAUUCUUGACCUCUACGCUCAGAUUUAUGAAGAACUGCUGGCAGUUCCGGUCAUCAAGGGGCGAAAGACUGAGAAGGAGAAGUUUGCGGGAGGUUACUACACUACAACAGUCGAAGGAUACAUCCCUGCCACGGGCCGUGGGAUCCAAGGAGGUACCUCUCACUGUCUCGGUCAAAACUUCAGCAAGAUGUUUGGCAUUACGGUGCAAGAUCCAAAUGCACAGACGGAAGAGGAGAAAAAGGUGGGUCUGCACGUUUGGCAGAACUCUUGGGGUCUGUCCACUCGAGUGAUCGGAGUGAUGGUGAUGAUCCAUGGAGAUGAUCGGGGUCUGGUGAUGCCACCGCGGGUCGUUGAGAUCCAAGUGGUCAUUGUUCCAGUGGGAGUGACCGCUAAAAUGGCGGAAGAGGACAAGGAAGCACUGUACAAGGAGAUUGAAGGAUUGAAGGAGGUGCUCAAGGCUGUCGAUGUGCGUGUGGAGGCUGAUUUCCGCGAGGGAUACUCUCCAGGAUGGAAAUUCAACGACUGGGAGCUCAAGGGUGUUCCACUUCGACUUGAGUUUGGACCCGGUGAGAGCAAAGGCCAUUUCGUCACUACGUCGCGACGAGACCUUCCCAAGGAAGAGAGCAAGAGCCAGAUCGCCAUCAGUGAGCUCAACACGGCGGUUCCGGCAUUGUUGGACACGAUUCAGAAGGAUCUCUAUGAUCGAGCGGAUGCCAAGUACAAAUCACACAUCAAGCGCAUCAAUGACUGGGACGAGUUUGUGCCAGCACUGAAUGCGAAGAAUGUGUGUCUGCUCAAGCACUGUCUCACUGAAGCAUGUGAGGACCAGAUCAAAGAACAAAGUGCACGGACCGCGGAGGAGCAGAGCGGAGUUCCACAAGACGAAAGAGCACCCAGCAUGGGGGCGAAGAGCUUGUGUAUUCCAUUCGACCAGCCCGACGGAAUCGAGAAGGGAGUGACAGCUUGCGGGAACCCGAAAUGCUCGAAUAAGGCAGAGGCGUGGUGUUUGUUCGGCCGUUCGUACUAG